Messenger RNA from Dibothriocephalus latus, 240 nucleotides. The record is from the annotation of a GenBank genome assembly. NCBI's taxonomy places the organism in Eukaryota, Metazoa, Platyhelminthes, Cestoda, Diphyllobothriidea, Diphyllobothriidae.
UACUGGUUCAUAUCUCCCAUCCUGAUUCCAAACCUCCUGGCUGCCCUCUCUCUGGCCCUGGUGCUCUGCCAACUCUUCUCCCUCGAAUGGGUGUUUGAGUGGUACAAACUGCUCGCCCUGGCUGCUGUCUGUCCCUUUAGUCUGAUGAAUCUGUACCGCCUGCUGCGCAAUCGUUUCCUCCUGCGCUGGGUCUACGAGAGUGAUGCCUCCGACUACUCCUCCACCGCAGCCACCUCAGAA